Ixodes scapularis (black-legged tick) is the source of this 4527-nucleotide messenger RNA. It is a transcript of the gene crm, whose product is annotated as protein cramped-like. Gene Ontology annotation, molecular function: chromatin binding. Gene Ontology annotation, biological process: pattern specification process. The transcript has 21 exons. Bases 335 to 3748 code for a protein of 1137 amino acids. Gene Ontology annotation, cellular component: nucleus. The record is from RefSeq and is a predicted model, not a curated record. NCBI's taxonomy places the organism in Eukaryota, Metazoa, Arthropoda, Arachnida, Ixodida, Ixodidae.
GCGCACCACAAAAAGCCCCCAUUCCAGCUAUCGGGGGGGGUUGGCAUUUCGGACCUCGAAUAGCCGAAUUGGCGCUCUUCGCUGCGGCCGAGCGAUAGUUAGGCGACGUUGCCUCGUGCAGUUACAAUUCCUCAGCCGUUUUCUUCUCGUCUUACGCAAAGCAGUCGGAGCUUUUAAUAGCUGGCUGGUAUCACAACAAACCGCGGGCGAUCGUCAUGCGAGAGGUGCCAGCGCACUGCAUCUGACGUUUGGUGCGAGGCGUCGAGUCUCCGCAUCGGCGCUUGGAUACUGCCGAGUUCAAGAUGCCGGGAUCGUAGCCCACGUCGCCGGUUCGAUGGUCAAGCGCAGAAGGCUCGGAUCAUGCUCUGCACAGGACGAGAAACGGCCAGAAGACAUAUCGGAGGUCCAACGAGACGUUGCCGGGGAAGCUCCAACUCCCGUCCGGUGCAGCGAGGUAGCGACGACGACUACGGCGACGCAGCAGCUUACUCGGACCCGCUCUCAGAAUGCACCGCGCGUUACGUCUCCGUGCGGAGUGCAGGGUUCGGACGACGGCCCGGAGAAACUCCAGCAAGAGGCCAAAAAUGCAAUGCCGGCUCAACGGUCCAGCCUGCGUGUGCUCAAGAGGCCGCGCAAGGAUGUCAGCCCGCCGCCACCGGUCUCGGCGACCGGCGCGGCCGCGGCCGGCGGCGCAGCGGCCGGCAAGAAAGCCACCGUGUCCAAACAAGCAGGAGACGUGGGCAAGACCCGUCGCACAUGGGAGCAGUGGAGCGCAGAUGAUAAGAGCUCCUUCUUCGAGGCUGUCUGUGAGUUUGGCAAAGACUUUGAGAGCAUCCAGUCAUACAUUGCCCAGCGGAGCAAGAAGAAGGGCGUGCCGGCACACUGCAUCAAGAACAAGGACCAGGUGCGCCACUUCUACUACCGGACCUGGCACAAGAUCUCCAAGGUCAUGAACAUCGGAGAGGGACGAGAAGAUGUGAAAAAGCAGACGCAAGAAUUGUACGGCCUCAUCAACUACGCCGAGCUGCGCAAGAAGUACAGUGCGAGCAUAAAUGAGAAGAAUGGGCAGCUUCUGACGGAACUUGUUCUAACUGGAUCUACGGUAGUGAAGAUCCGGGGGAAGCGGAUACGCAUCAAGACACCUCUGUGCCGGGCGCUCAAGAAGCUCAACAAUGUGGAAGACGCGAAGGAGGAAGAGCCCAGGAAGCUUCCAGUGGAGGUGUGCAUGGAGUUCCGCCCCAGGAACAACAGUGCCUGGGUGCACGUCCAGUCCCUGGCACAGAACCCCCGCGUGCGGACCAAGGCCAGCCUGCAGCGGAGGCUCUCCAACGUGCUCGAGCACCUGCAGGGCAGGUGGCGACCCAUCAGGGCCAGACAGAAAGAGCAGGUCCUGGCCAGCCUGUCGACCGGCGGUGCGGACUCCGCCGCCGAGCCCGAGCCCGCCUGGGAGCUCCGCGUUUGGCCGGUGGGGCCCGUGUCUCCCGUGAGCAUCACUGCUGUGGCGUCCAGCCCCAACGUAAGCUUCGAGUGCCACCGCAAGAAGGCAGUCGCCGACGGCGUCAAGUGCCGCAAGACGAAGCAGUCGAAAAGUGCCAAGCAGGCGGCCACCGAAGUUCAGCAGCACGACGGCAACCCCUCCCACGUGGGAAACAUGUCUGCGAGCGCCGAUGACAAUGCCACGGACAUGAAGCCCCUCGAUCCCGAGAGAGAGGUCACGACGGCAGAGGACGACGCGGCAAAGUCCCUGACUCUGCUCAGGAGUAUGCUGGAGCCUGACCCCGUCGCGGUCGAGGCCCCGGACCCGUCUCCCAACCCAAACCCGGCCCCUGACCCGCCCUUGGACCCGUCGCCGAACCCGACGACCUUUGCCAUGUCGAUACCGUCUUCCGUCAUUGAGAAUGCGGAGGACCUGCUGCCCGAGUGCAAGGAAGAAGGCGCUGAGAAGCUGACUUUCGGCGAGCUGCUGGGACUGGCCGCGGAGGAGGCCAGGGUGGGGGGUGAGGAGGAGGUCAAGAAGGAGGAGGAAGAGGAGAAGAAGGACGAAGAGGAGGAGAAGAAGGAGGAGGAGGAGGAAGAUGACCAGGAAGCGAGGGAGAGGGCCAAGAACGGCUGGACGGCGAGCGAGGCGGGUCUCAUGACGGUUGGGGAGCUCUACCUCAUGAUGGGCUGCCCGACGAAGAUUGUGCUGCAGUACGACUUCUGCCCCGUGGAGGAGUCCAAGGAGGCCGUGACACGCCAGUGCACCGCCAUGCUCAAGAAGCUGCUCAGUCUGGCCACCGUCAUGUUUGCCGAGAAAAGCAAGCAGGGUCCCCUGUCGCCGCCGGCGGGGAAGUCGGCGGCGGCUAGUGGCGGUUCGAGCGGCCGGGCAUCUGGCAGUGCUGGCACCCCUCCGUCUGGCAAGGCCACCACGGGGCGCGCCAUUGGACGGAGUCCCUCGAGUCGGUCGGUGCAGCGGCCCACACUUCAGCAGGUGCAGCAGGCACAGGUGCUGGAGAAUGCGGCAGAGUCCGGCGGCUCCCAGCAGCACGCUCCGGGGACGGCCGGGGACCAGCACGUGUUUGUCGUUCCCAUGGGCAUGGCUCCCAGGACUCACAAGCAAGGAGUCGGGAUGGUGCCCACGGCCGGGGCCAGCAUCGCCCAGGAACAGCUGGACAAACUGCUGCCUGGGCACCGGCGCGGCCACCGCAUGCGCACCACGCGGAAGCCGCUGGUGGUGCAGCGGCCGCUGCUGCCCCGCGAGCAACGCCGCCCGGUCACCCUGGUGCAGCUGCUGCCCUCGGCACCGGCCACCAUCACCACCAUGUUGCCGCAGCCGCCUCCCACCAUGGUGGAACCGCUGCCGGCAACCGUCAAGCUCCUGCACUCAGGGCCAGCAUUCGAAGUCCAGACAAUGCCAAUCCUCGAACCGACGACCGUGGCUGUGGCGGCUCAUCCCGUGGCGACCGAGGUGAACAACGCCGUGAUGGCAACACAAGCCACCAGCGAGCUCACCAGCGAGCUCGCAGCCCAGUGCACCGCGCAGCUGAAUGCCACUAGUCAGCAGGAGCUGAGUGCCAGGGUGGAGGAGCUGGCGGCGCAGACGCUGGAGCCCAGUGCCAGUUCGAGCGCGCUGCCGUCGCUGUCUCCGCCCAACAUUUCCUCCCUUCUGGACAUCUCCCUACCCGAGAGCAUGCCAUCGGAUGGUGGACCUACGCAGCUCUUGACGGAUGGCAAUGCCCUUCCCAGCUUUGCAGAUGCCUCUGGGGCGAGCCUUUCCGGCCUUGCUUCGUCUCUGGAGACUGGCUCAACAAUGGAGGGCAGCAAUCCUUUGUCCAGCUUUGUGGAAGCGUCCGACUCCAAUUUAGCCUCCGCUUUUGGACUGGCCUGCGAGGAGGUGCGCAAGGCCAGUAGCCGGGAAGACGAAGCCAAGACGGAAGCCCUGACCACUCCUCCAAUGAGCCCCUUCAAGCUGGUCCCCUCGGCACCGGACCCAAACUGGCUCAAUGGAGAGAGCUCGGACUUCUCGCUGAGCAGCCUCCUCAACACGCUGGACUCUCCGCUGAAAGGUGUUCAGGGCUCCGGCUUGUCGACGUCCGGAGCCCCAGUCCUGGCGUCGGACAACUCCACGCUGGACUCCAUCACGAGGCUGGUGCCCGACGUCGACACUCAGCUGCAGUGCCUGAUGAACGAAAACAGCGUCGACUACGUGGCCAAGUUCGCCGACCUUGCGGCUCAGAUCGCCUCGUCCAACUCGGAGAGCAAGUCGUGACCUCGGGAGCGGCGAGGCUUCCUGUUGUACAUGCUGUACCAUUCUUCUUCCUGCACACGUCUCCUCUUGUGUUCUUAUUUAUUACGUGCAGCGUAGAUCCUGCCUGUACAUAGUAUUAUAUUACUGCAACUGUUUAGGAAUGCACACCCUGACGGCGUGUCCCUGCCACGAGGCCUGUAUAUAGGAGAGCAAGAAGGUUGGUUUUCGUGGAACUUUCCAUUUUAUGGUGCGAGUAAUGCAAACCCAAUAUACAGUUUUUGUUUUUCGAAAUUGCAAGAAAAGAAUUUUUUUUUCUGCGAGGGUAUGGCUUGGAGAUAUUUUUAUGGAACUUCUAGAGCAGUCGCUCAAUUCGAUGCUGGAUCCCUGCCGUAAAAUUAAAGAGGAAAGAACUCUGGACGAUGGCUCCCCGCUACCAUCAUCAUCAUCAGCAUCAGACAUUUCUGUUUGCAGGUUCUCGUGCACUAUACUAGUGGCAGUUUGGAUGACUCGGACAUCCUUGCAAGUCUUCCAGCAUUAAAAGAAGUGUUUGUUUGGAGAACAAACAAUCUGCAUUGCUCUGUUACUGUACAUUCUACGCAUAUUUAUUAUGGCACGCGGUUUUUGUAUAUAGCGCAGCUGCAGAACAUUCAUUAGUGGGUCAAGAAACGGACGUGGAAAGUGACCCUUUUGUUUACGGCGAGAAAAAUAUAAGGUACCGAAAAUAGCACCCAGGGAAUGUCGGGUGCUUCGACCGUUGUUGUGAACGAUAUAGAACGCAAUAAAAAAAAAUAUUGACGUAA